Messenger RNA from Puntigrus tetrazona (Sumatra barb), 3408 nucleotides. Its product is annotated as photoreceptor cilium actin regulator-like. The record is from RefSeq and is a predicted model, not a curated record. NCBI's taxonomy places the organism in Eukaryota, Metazoa, Chordata, Actinopteri, Cypriniformes, Cyprinidae.
AUGGGCUGCUCUCCAUCACGUGGGAACGGUCUCCACUCAUUACGAAGAGGGAGAACUCUACUUCCAGGAACUAAUGAGAGACUUGGAGAAUCACAAUCUGACGAUGGGAGCAGUGGAGAAAGCUGUGAAAAGGACACAGAGAGAGAGAACUCAACAGUUCGGAACAACACAACUUCAGUACCAUUAGGGAGGAAAUUCUCUAUGACUGAGUCUGAAGGAGCUGCUUCUGCUAAAGUGGGUACACAAGAGAUUACCAUUGAUAUAUUAUCUCAAGGUAAGGAACGGCAAGAAGAAAAACGGGAGCCUUGUGAGAAAAAGGGUGCAAAGAAGUCAAAGAAAGGUCCUAAAAGUAUCAAACUAAACAGGAAGAAAGAAAAGGAAAGAACAUUUGUUAAUAAAGAAAAAGUAGACUUUCCAGAGGCACUUGUGAAAGCUCAUCAAGCAGCAUAUGCAUAUCUUAACCCCAGCAUCGGUAAAUAUGAAGAUCUGUUGGAAUUAUUUGAUCAUGCAGCCCAAACCCAAAUUUCCUUGCAACCCAUGGUGGCAUUUUUGGUCUUACGCUAUGAAGAAAUAAACAAAGGGCUACAGGAAAUAGUGGAAGAGGGGGAGAUGAUGUUAAAGGGUAAUGGAGAACAUCUGGCUUGGCCUUGUGAAAAAAAGAAUUCCUCUCCACCCAACUCAGCAAAAAAUGUGACCGCUCCAACCUGCAGUGAGCCUCCACCAGACCUACUACAACAACUCCUUCAGUACACCGUACAAAGGAUGCGUCAGGUAGGUCAAUCAGUGUGUGGAAUUGGGGAUACUGCUCUGGAGGAGGCGGUGGAUUACUUCUCUAUUACUGAAAUUCUAGAUGAGAAGCUCAGGACAAAACGUGCAUCAGAGUCUAGAUUAAUGCGGCUGCUCUCUCGGAUUGAGGCAGCAUCAGAAAAACCUGGCCCAGAAGACUCUGCACUAUUUAGUGAAGACAGUGGACUUGGAGCAGAAAGUGAGUCACUGGCAGGUUCAGAAAGACAAGCCAAACGCAGAGAAAGUUCUGAGUCAACUGGAACAAUUUAUGCAACAUCAGGUAGCCCUUGCAGUUCUACACCAGUUCACCAAGGCUCAUACAAAGGCAGACUUCUCAAAACAAUAAGCAAAAGCAGCUCUCUUAACUCAAUAGACUCAACUUGCACUAUUACAGAAAAAGGGCACAGGGAUACAGAAUCUCUACUUGGCUUUGUCUCCUUGGAUGAAGGUGGUGCGGAUGAUGUGGAGGAUGGUAGUGAAGAGGAAAAUUGCAAGGAUAAAAGAAGUAAACAAACAGAUUUUUUUACUCUUGACUGUAGGCAACCACGUCGUUUACCAGCAAAGCGAAUUGAGAACCCACAAAAUGUUGAAAUGACAUUAAAGCUAAAAGAUGCCAUUAGUGGUCGAAUUAAUUUUUUACCAUCUCAAGGCCAGGGAGAAAAAGCAAAACAGGCAGAAAACCCAAACAGCAGUAGUCAAUGGACUGAGGAUGGUGACAAAAGUUCUAAAAGACCCCAAACAGCUGCGUAUAGAACAUCUAAGAAAAAGACUACAGUUAAUAAACGGUCAAGAUCAGCAGACUCUCUGCGUAAUAAAGCAGAAGAUCCUACACUCAUUGAACUUGAGAGAACUCAAAAGGAACUCAACCAAAGGCUGGAGAGAAUGACCAAUGUUAAGUGUGAGGGAAAUACAAAGCCAGGCUCAUCUAAAAAUCCAAGGACAAAAGAAAAGGACAAAGGAAAAGGAAAGGAAAAGGAAAAAGACAAGAAAGGUCCGCCUGUUAAGGGCCCAGUUAAGGUUAUACCUGUGCCAAGUCCUCCACCAUCACCCCGCCAAUCUUCAGGAUUGUAUAGAGAAAGGAAUUCUGUUAAACUGAUUGACACUUUUAGUCAGAGCUUGGAGGAAAGUAAACAGAGCCCAGACCGUGCUAAAAUUCUUGGACCUCUUAAAGGUGUUAGAAAGUGUGGUGUUCCCAUCAUUCCAGGUUUAGGUCUCUCUGCCACAUUAUCGUUUAAUGAAAAUAGUAUGUUCAGUAGUCAAGGGGAAUCACGAUGCUCUGAAAGGACAGAGGAUCUUGACAUUGACAAUCUACCACCCCCUCCACUUGAGGUUCUCAUGGACAAUUCCUUUGAAAAUGUACAAACAAAGGACACACGAGAAAAUGUAUCAAGCAGAGGCCGAUCCGCCCUCCCAAAGCGGACUGCAAUGUCUCAGAGGCUACGAGCCUCUCUGCAGUCUGUUACGGUGCUACCCAGUAAGGGGAAUUUGUGUAAGCCCUCUGUUAGCAUGUCUCCAGUUCGUUCCAUGUACCAGGAUACCAGAGGAGUUGUAAAAGGUGGUCAUCAUGAUUCCAGCAAUGAAACAGACACAGAAAGUGAGGAGGCUGCCUCCCUCUACAAACAAGCAAGAAAGAUCAUCCACUUGAGGCAUUCUUCUGACUCACUGGCAGAGAAACAUACAGCUGAGCAGGGCCACAGGCAGCUUUCUUCCAGCCAAAAUGACAUAGAGGUUUCACAAAAGGAGAACAAUACCAAUGAAACAGUGCCAAACAAUGCCUGUAAAAACCAAACCCCUGCUACUCCUAGUGCUUGCAGAACUCGCGUAUUGCCAUCUACACCUCUGUUACAUCGAAAACUCCCAAGUCCUCCAGUACUGAAAGGUCAACCCUCUACUUCAAAUUCAUCUAGCCCUCCUGUACUCCGUAAACUCCCAACCCCACCUUCUGCUGGCCAACGAACAUUGCCAAGCAGCCCAGCAUCACGUCAAGACCACAACCCCAUCACUGUGGCAGGAGUCACCUACCCCUUUAAGGCACCAUCACCUCCUGCUUCCCCAAAAGUGCAGCGCUGGUCUAGAGAAAACAGUAGUGAGGACUCUUCAAGAGUAUUUAGUAAUGCUCGAUCAGUGUUUUGUCCGGUAUCAUCAUCGUUAUUUGAGGCUCAGCCUGUUCCUACACCCAAGCCCCCUCAGGCAUGGGCAUCCUCCGGCAGCAGUGUUUUGCCUCGUCCCUGGGGUGAGCGUGGUCGGCUGCCAGUGUCUGCACGAGGGCCCCAGCCAUUCAUCCGGCGCAGCCAGUCAGACAGGAGGCCCAGUUUAAGCCUGCCCUCCAGGGUGCCAGUCAUCUCUGUGGCAGAGACAUGUGGGAGUGAACCAGCAAUUAGCACCCAUGGGCUGGAAGAUAUUCCAGUCAGAGAAGACAAGCCAUGGAGUGAGCCAACAGAAAUCAGAGGUGCAGUGCGGUCUGUCUCACAUCCAGACUUGUGCAUUGUGGGUCAAGGUCUACACAGGAAUGGGAGAAAUGAGCAAGUCAGGAUGCACCAAUCGGGCCGACGGACCGUCUGGGAUAGUGAGAACUCUGAUUGGAUGCCUAGUUUCACUAAUGAGUCAGUGCCAGAGAAUUAA